Messenger RNA from Austrofundulus limnaeus, 10493 nucleotides. Its product is annotated as talin-2. The record is from RefSeq and is a predicted model, not a curated record. Gene Ontology annotation, molecular function: structural constituent of cytoskeleton; actin filament binding; integrin binding. NCBI's taxonomy places the organism in Eukaryota, Metazoa, Chordata, Actinopteri, Cyprinodontiformes, Rivulidae. Gene Ontology annotation, biological process: cell-cell adhesion; actin cytoskeleton organization. Gene Ontology annotation, cellular component: cytoskeleton; ruffle; focal adhesion.
AAAUGUUUCACUAUUUGUUUUUCAGCUGUGACGAUCAGCAGAUAUCCAGGACUGCUUUUUCCUCAACAAUAAGCUGUAGCUGCAGCCUCCUCCCACACCGCCUGUCAACAUGGUGGUGCUGUCGCUCAAAAUCUGCGUGCGUCAAUGCAACGUGGUGAAGACCAUGCAGUUUGAGCCGUCCACAGCCGUGUACGACGCCUGCAGAAUAAUCAGAGAGAGGGUCCCAGAGGCACAAACUGGACAGGCUUCAGAUUAUGGCUUGUUUCUGUCUGAUGAAGACCCCAGAAAAGGCAUCUGGUUGGAGUCUGGGAGGACCAUGGACUAUUACAUGCUCCGUAAUGGGGAUAUCCUUGAAUACAAGAAGAAGCAGAGACCCCAGAAAAUCAAAAUGUUGGAUGGAGCUGUUAAAACAGUCAUGGUGGAUGACUCCAAAACAGUGGGCGAGCUACUUGUGACAAUCUGCAGUAGAAUAGGGAUCACAAACUACGAGGAGUACUCUCUGAUCCAGGAGACGGUGGAGGAUAAAAAAGAGGAGGGGACGGGUACGCUGAAGAAAGACAGGACGCUGCUGCGAGACGAGCGGAAGAUGGAGAAGCUGAAAGCCAAACUGCACACAGACGAUGACUUGAACUGGCUGGACCACAGCCGGACUUUCAGAGAGCAGGGGGUGGACGAGAACGAGACCCUCCUACUCAGACGCAAGUUCUUCUAUUCAGAUCAGAACGUAGACUCCCGAGACCCGGUCCAACUCAACCUGCUUUAUGUGCAGGCUCGUGAUGAUAUCCUAAAUGGUUCCCAUCCUGUCUCAUUUGACAAAGCUUGUGAGUUUGGAGGCAUCCAGGCCCAGAUCCAGUUCGGACCUCACAUAGAACAUAAACACAAACCUGGAUUCUUAGAUCUGAAGGAGUUUCUGCCCAAAGAGUACAUUAAGCAGAGAGGAGCAGAGAAAAAAGUAUUCCAGGAACACAAAAACUGCGGAGAAAUGACGGAGAUUGAAGCAAAAGUGAAAUAUGUCAAACUGGCACGGUCAUUGAGGACGUAUGGAGUCUCCUUCUUCCUGGUCAAAGAGAAGAUGAAGAGUAAGAACAAGCUGGUGCCUCGACUCCUGGGCAUCACCAAAGAGUCUGUGAUGCGAGUGGAUGAAAGGACCAAAGAUGUGGUUCAAGAGUGGCCCCUCACCACCGUGAAGAGGUGGGCUGCUUCACCCAAGAGCUUCACACUGGAUUUUGGGGAGUACCAGGAGAGCUACUACUCAGUGCAGACCACUGAAGGUGAACAGAUUUCUCAGCUCAUUGCCGGUUACAUCGACAUCAUCCUGAAAAAGAAGCAAAGCAAGGAUCGCUUUGGAUUAGAAGGCGAUGAGGAGUCGACGAUGCUCGAGGAGUCUGUAUCUCCGAAAAAAUCCACAAUCCUUCAGCAGCAGUUUAACCCAGUGGGCCGGGUUGAGCCCGAGUGUGUGGCUCUAAAGGGGGUGAUCCGCUCCGGCUCAAUCGGCACGGAGCCGCUAAGCAUGGGUACCAUGCCCUCUCCUCAGCAGCAGAUCACAAUGUCCACAAUGCACCGUGGACACAUGCCUCCGCUGAGUUCAGCACAGCAGGCUCUGAUGGGAACCAUCAACACCAGUAUGCAGGCUGUACAAAAGGCCCAGAUAGACCUGGGAGAGGUUGACAACCUCCCACCGUUGGGACAGGACAUGGCUUCCAAAGUGUGGAUCCAGAACAAGAUGGAUGAAUCCAAACAUGAGAUCCACUCCCAGGUCGAUGCCAUCACUGCGGGAACAGCUUCAGUUGUGAAUCUCACAGCUGGUGACCCCACCGACACAGACUACACAGCGGUGGGCUGCGCCAUCACCACCAUUUCCUCCAACCUGACGGAGAUGUCGAAGGGAGUAAAGCUGCUGGCUGCGCUGAUGGAGGAUGACGUGGGAGGAGGGAACGACCUGAUGAAGGCUGCCAGGACACUUGCAGGUGCCGUGUCUGACCUCCUGAAGGCCGUGGAGCCGGCUUCUGGAGAGCCCAGGCAGACGGUGCUGACAGCAGCCGGAAGCAUCGGUCAGGCCAGCGGAGAUCUGCUGCGACAGAUCGGAGAAAACGAGACAGACGAGAGGUUCCAGGACGUCCUGAUGAAUUUGGCCAAAGCAGUCGCCAACGCAGCAGCCAUGUUGGUGUUGAAAGCCAAGAACGUGGCUCAGGUUGCUGAGGACACGGUCCUGCAGAACCGGGUUAUAGCGGCUGCCACGCAGUGUGCCCUGUCCACCUCACAGCUGGUGGCAUGUGCAAAGGUGGUGAGUCCCACCAUCAGUUCCCCAGUUUGCCAGGAGCAGUUAAUCGAAGCUGGGAAAUUAGUGGACCGAUCGGUGGAGAGCUGCGUGCAGGCCUGCCUCUCAGCCACAGAAGAUGGAGAGCUCCUCAAGCAGGUGAGCGCUGCAGCCAGUGUGGUGAGUCAGGCUCUGGCAGAUCUCCUGCAGCAUGUCCGUCAGUACACCUCCAGGGGAGAGCCAAUCGGACGCUACGACCAGGCUACUGACACCAUCAUGAAUGUCACUGAGAACAUCUUCAGCUCCAUGGGAGAUGCAGGAGAGAUGGUCCGUCAAGCUCGGGUCUUGGCUCAGGCCACCUCGGACCUGGUGAACGCCAUGCGGUCGGAUGCUGAAGUUGAGAUAGAUGUGGACAACUCCAAGAAGCUGCUGGCAGCUGCCAAGCUGCUGGCAGACGCCACUGCCAGGAUGGUGGAGGCAGCGAAGGGUGCAGCAGCAUACCCUGAAAAUGAAGACCAGCAGCAGAGACUGAGGGAAGCUGCUGAAGGUCUGCGUGUGGCCACCAACGCUGCUGCUCAGAACGCCAUCAAGAAGAAACUCAUCAACAGACUGGAGAAUGCUGCCAAACAAGCGGCGGCCGCAGCCACGCAGACCAUCGCCGCCGCUCAAAAUGCCGCCGCCUCCAAUAAGAACACAGCCGCUCACCAGCAGCUGGUGCAGAGCUGUAAGGCUGUAGCAGAUCACAUCCCACAGCUCGUACAAGGAGUACGAGGCAGCCAGGCCAAACCAGAGGACCUCAGUGCACAACUAGCCCUCAUCAUUGCCAGCCAAAACUUCCUGCAGCCCGGCAGUAAGAUGGUGAGCUCUGCCAAGUCGUCCGUUCCCACAGUGACGGACCAGGCUGCAGCCAUGCAACUGGGUCAGUGUGCCAAAAACCUGGCCACCUGCCUGGCUGAGCUCAGGACGUCCGCACAGAAGGCUCAUGAAGCUUGUGGCCCCAUGGAAAUCGACUCUGCGCUCACAGCCAUCCAGACCCUGAGAAGUGAACUGCAGGAUGCCAGGAUGACGGCUGCGAACGCUCAACUCAAACCUCUUCCUGGAGAAUCGUUGGAGAAGUGUGCUCAGGAUUUGGGCAGCACCUCCAAGUCGGUGGGAUCCUCCAUGGCUCAGCUACUCACGUGUGCUGCUCAGGGAAAUGAGCAUUACACUGGAAUAGCUGCCAGAGAGACGGCCCAGGCUCUGAAGACACUGGCCCAGGCAGCCCGGGGAGUCGCUGCCUCCACUACAGACCCCAAGGCCGCCGCCGCCAUGCUGGACUCGGCUCGCGACGUCAUGGAGGGCUCAGCGCUGCUAAUUCAUGAGGCCAAGCAGGCACUGAUUUCCCCAGGAGACACAGAGAGUCAGCAGACGCUGGCACAGGUGGCCAAAGCUGUCUCUCACUCCCUGAAUAACUGCGUCAACUGUCUGCCCGGCCAGAAGGACGUUGACAUGGCUCUGCGGAGCAUCGGAGAGGCCAGCAAGAAACUCCUGAUAGAAACUAUCCCUCCAGCCUCCAGAACGUUUCAGGAGGCCCAGAAUGAGCUGAGCCACACUGCAGCUGGCCUGAACCAGUCAGCAGGGGAGGUGGUCCACGCCUCCAGGGGCUCCAGCGGCCAGCUGGCCGAGGCCUCUGGGAAGUUCAGCCACGACUUUGAUGAGUUCCUGGAUGCGGGCAUCGAAAUGGCUGGACACACACAGAAAAAAGACGACCAGGUGCAGGUGAUUGGUAACCUGAAGAACAUCUCCAUGGCUUCCAGCAAACUACUGCUGGCUGCCAAAAGUCUGUCUGUGGACCCAGCAGCAGCAAACGCCAAAAACCUGCUAGCUGCUGCUGCAAGAGCUGUGACAGACAGCAUCAACCAGCUGAUCACGCUGUGUACACAGCAGGCGCCCGGCCAGAAGGAGUGCGACAACGCCUUGAGAGAGCUGGAGGCUGUCAGGAAAAUGCUGGAUAAUCCCAGUGAACCGGUCAGUGACCUCUCUUACUUCGACUGCAUUGAGAGUGUGAUGGAGAACUCAAAGGUUCUUGGAGAGUCCAUGGCCGGUAUUUCUCAGAACUGUAAGACAGGCGACGUGUCUUUGUUUGGGGAUUGUGUGGGCUCAGCCUCCAAAGCCCUGUGUGGCCUCACUGAAGCUGCAGGCCAGGCUUCCUACCUGGUGGGUGUGUCGGAUCCCAACAGUCAGGCGGGACACCAGGGGUUGGUGGAUCCCAUCCAGUUUGCCAAAGCUAACCAGGCUAUCCAGAUGGCUUGUCAGAAUCUUGUGGACCCACAGAGCAGCCCCUCCCAGGUGCUCUCAGCGGCCACAAUUGUUGCUAAGCACACCUCGGCGUUGUGCAAUGCCUGCCGUCUUGCCUCCUCCAAAACAACUAACCCAGUUGCUAAAAGGCAUUUUGUCCAGUCAGCCAAGGAGGUGGCUAAUACCACAGCUAACUUGGUCAAAACCAUCAAGGCUUUAGAUGGGGAUUUCUCCGAAGAGAAUCGAAACAGGUGUCGGGUUGCCACAAGUCCACUAAUCGAGGCUGUGGAAAACCUGACGACGUUUGCUUCUAACCCCGAGUUUGCCAGCAUCCCUGCUCAAAUCAGCAAUGAGGGCUCUGCAGCACAGGAACCCAUCCUCCAAUCAGCACGCUCCAUGCUUGACAGCUCUAUCCAUCUGCUCAGAACUGCACGCUCGUUGGUCAUCAACCCCAAGGACCCGCCAACCUGGUCCGUUCUGGCUGGUCACUCUCGCACGGUCUCCGACUCCAUCAAAAGUCUCAUCACAGCCAUCCGGGACAAAGCUCCUGGCCAGCGGGAGUGUGACUCAUCAAUUGAUAACAUUAACAAAUGUAUCCGGGACAUUGAGCAGGCCUCUCUGGCAGUUGUUAGCCAGAACUUACCGAGCAGGGACGACAUCUCUCUGGAGGCCCUACAGGAGCAGCUGACGUCCACUGUGCAGGAAAUUGGUCACCUAAUUGACCCAAUUUCUACGGCAGCCAGGGGGGAAGCUUCCCAACUAGGACACAAGUCCCACACCCAUGAUGCCAUAGCAGAGGCUGCUCAGCUCAUGAAGGAGGCCGUCGACGACAUCAUGGUGACGCUAAAUGAGGCUGCGAGCGAGGUGGGAAUGGUGGGAGGAAUGGUGGAGUCUAUCGCCGAGGCCAUGGGCAAGCUGGAUGAGGGUACGCCACCUGAGCCUGAGGGGUCCUUUGUGGAUUACCAGACCAAUAUGGUGAAACACUCGAAAGCUAUUGCUGUCACUGCUCAGGAAAUGAUGACCAAAUCAGUGACGAGUCCAGAUGAGCUGGGAGCCCUGGCCUCUCAAGUGACCGUGGACUAUGGUCAGCUGGCGGUUCAGGGACAUCUGGCUGCUCACACGGCCGAACCAGAAGAGAUUGGUUUCCAGAUUAAGACCCGAGUGCAGGAGCUCGGCCACGGCUGCAUCUUCCUGGUCCAAAAGGCUGGAGCUCUGCAGAUCACCCCGUCUGACAGCUUCACCAAGAGGGAGCUCAUUGAUUGUGCACGUGCAGUCACAGAGAAGGUGUCGUUGGUGCUUUCAGCCCUCCAGGCAGGCAACAAGGGCACGCAGGCCUGCAUCACUGCUGCCAGCGCAGUGUCGGGGAUCAUCGCAGACCUGGACACCACCAUCAUGUUUGCCUCCGCAGGCACGCUCAAUACAGAGAACGACGAGUCCUUCGCCGACCACAGGGAAAACAUCCUGAAGACGGCUAAAGCUCUGGUCGAGGACACAAAGAUGUUGGUCUCCGGUGCAGCUUCUGGCCAGGACAAGUUAGCUCAGGCUGCCCAGUCUUCAGCCAAAACCAUCACACAUCUUACCGAUGUUGUCAAACUGGGAGCUGCCAGCAUUGGUUCCGAUGAUCCUGAGACGCAGGUGGUUCUGAUAAAUGCUGUCAAAGACGUGGCCAAGGCGCUGGCUGAGCUCAUCAGUGCCACCAAGUGUGCUUCUGGCAAGGCAGCAGAUGAUCCAUCUAUGUACCAGCUGAAGAGCGCUGCCAAGGUGAUGGUGACCAACGUGACGUCGCUGCUGAAGACCGUCAAGGCCGUGGAAGACGAGGCCACCCGGGGAACCAGAGCUCUGGAGGCCACCAUUGAGUGCAUUAAACAGGAAAUGAUGAUCUUUCAGUCUAGGGAUGCUCCAAACAGAACCAACACACCUGAGGAGUUCAUACGGAUGACUAAGGGCAUCACUCUAGCAACUGCUAAAGCAGUGGCUGCAGGAAACUCUGCCCGGCAAGAAGACAUCAUCCACACUGCCAACCUGAGCCGCAAAGCCAUUUCUGACAUGCUGACCACCUGCAAGCAAGCAGCCUACCAUCCAGAGGUCAGCGAGGAGGUGAAGAACAGAGCGCUGAUGUUUGGAGCCGAGUGCACAACUGGAUAUAUCGACCUGCUGGAACAAGUGCUGCUCGUGCUGCAGAAGCCCACCUCAGAGCAGAAACAGCAGCUGGCAGGUUGCUCCAAGCGUGUGGCGGGGGCCGUCACAGAGCUCAUACAGAGUGCCGAGGCCAUGAAAGACGGAGGUUCAGAAUGGGUGGACCCCGAGGAUCCGACGGUGAUAGCGGAGACGGAGCUGCUCGGGGCGGCGGCGUCCAUCGAAGCAGCAGCCAAGAAGCUGGAGCAGCUAAAACCCAGAGCGAAGCCGAAGCAAGCAGACGAGACGCUGAACUUUGAAGAGCAGAUCCUGGAGGCUGCCAAGUCCAUCGCUGCCGCCACCAGUGCUUUAGUCAAAUCAGCUUCAGCGGCUCAGAGAGAGCUGGUGGCUCAGGGGAAAGUGGGUUCCAUCCCUGCCAAUGCAGUGGAUGAUGGACAGUGGUCUCAGGGGCUCAUCUCUGCUGCACGUAUGGUAGCUGCAGCGACCAGCAACCUGUGCGAAGCAGCUAACGCCUCUGUUCAAGGCCACGCCAGUGAGGAGAAGCUCAUCUCCUCAGCCAAACAGGUGGCGGCCUCCACCGCUCAGCUGCUGGUGGCCUGUAAGGUGAAGGCAGACCAGGACUCCGGGGCCAUGAGGAGGCUGCAGAUUGCCGGGAAUGCAGUAAAGAAGGCGUCCGAUAAUUUGGUGCGGGCAGCCCAGAAAGCAGCUUUUGACAAAGCAGAUGAAGACAACGUGGUGGUCAAGACGAAGUUUGUAGGUGGAAUCGCACAGAUUAUCGCAGCGCAGGAAGAGAUGCUGAGAAAGGAGAGGGAGCUGGAAGAAGCCAGGAAGAAGCUGGCUCAGAUCAGGCAGCAGCAGUACAAGUUCCUGCCCAGUGAGCUACGAGAGGACACCAACUAAUCACUGCUGCAAACUCUCAACACUAAUGUGAAGAGCACACCUGUGCUAACAUGAAAUCUGUGUCCCGUCGGCACACCUGGACAGGUAUUUGGUCUACAAGGACGUCUGUCUUCAUCCUACAGAUAGAUCUGCAAUUCAGACACUAGCGACUUCAAAGUACUACUGUGUGAAACUGACUACUUCCUGAAAAAUAGCAUAAUGAUUGUGGUGAACUGACUCUAUCCUAAUGUAAAGCAGAUAAGGCAGAAUGUGACAGAUGUAGGACAAACAGCACAGCUCACAUAUGCUCUCGUUUGCCCAUAAGCUACUCUUUUAAGUUUGCAGCUCUAAUGUAAAAAACAAAAAACUAUCAAAUGAAGAACUGAUUGUACUGAUGUUUGUGUUGCAUUGCCAUAUAACUGCAGCGUUAAUCCUUAAGCAAAAACCUUUCAGCUCGGUACUCCGAUAGUGUGAAUGUCGGACUUUUAUGCUCCAGUUUGCACCUUAAUGUCUGUGAAUCUUUUAAACCAACAGUGGCAUGUCUUCACUUGAUUUCAGAGCUCAUUAACUCUAAUGUGAAGGAAGGAUUUAGUAUACUGUUGUUUCUUGGAUGGUAGUGUGGUUGUUUCCAAUAAUGGACUGUUGGUUCAAUAAUGUCUCUGUUUGGGAAAGUUUUACUGUAAUUCAUACAAAUAUCUUUACUUUGUCUUCACAUGUUCAUGCUGACAUUUCUCUGCUCUUUAGGCAAAGCAUAUUAAGGUUAAACAAAUGAAACUUGUCUGUUAGAGCCUUUAUGUAUAAGUUUUGAUUUUUUCACCAGAAAUGUUCCCAUAAUAUGGUUACUUAUAAUAACUGAGGGUCUUAGCAGAGCAGGGUCUCUUUAUAUCUAUCAAGUUUCAGAACAGAAACCAAACCCAAACCUUCAAACACUUCUUUAUUUUUAAUCAUACAGAUAUGGAAACACAGCAUGAAGAACAGUUUAAUCAUGAUGCAAUAACAUGGUUGGUGCUUUAGGGGGCAGCAUUGGUUUCCAUUUACAUCAUGCAAAAUUAAACACAGAGUUGAAGGAGGGAUUGCAUUUGAAUAUAGACUGAGCAUGGGGAUUAGCUCCUUCCUCAUGUAAAUUCACAGUAAAUGAAAAGAUGAGCUUUGACUUGAAACUGAGCUCAUCACAAUGUAGAGCCACUUCUGUGCGCUUUGUAGAUUUACCUCAUUCUGUACGCUCAUACCUGUACCUCCCACUAUUAGCAACUUGUCAAGUUCUAGCAAUAUUGUCACUGCCAGGGAUUGCUUUUCUUGUUUGUUUUAAUUAAAUUUCAGGAAACUUUAGAAAUCUAAAAAAUAAUAAUAAUAAAAUAAAUAACUUGGCAAUAAACUAAAUCGAUUAAACUUCUGAGGGAAAUUGUAGAAAUUGUAAUUGAAGUGACUGCAAAGAUAAUCGUUAACAUCAGGGGUGCUCUGCAACUUUAUGAAUAUGCUCUUUACUGCAAUAGAAGAACUGUUUUGUUUACCAAGUUUGAUUGUAAUAAGUGUGUUUUUUUCCCUCUUGUUUCAUAAUAUGAGUUGUGUUUUACUUUUAAACAACAGUGUAUAUUAUAAGAUUAGGUCCUGCUGUGGAAAAUGCAUGGCUUUGUGCUUCAGGUCAGAGUGAUUCAAACCUCCACGUAGUCACACUAUACCACACACUAUACCACAGCUUAUGUCUUAAAGGGAUGAUUCAGAUCUUUAAAAGGGGGUUUAAUGGAAAGGUUAUAAGUGGUUAACAUCUUACCUGUUGUAGAUUUCUUUAUGAACAACUUAAGUUUGGAGAAAUUAUUUUGCUUCGCCAAAUUAACAAGCUAACAUCUAGUCUGAGGGAAGCAGCUAGCUGCUGCUGUGCUAAUUGCUCUUGCAAUUAACCACAGUAUAAAUAAUUGUUCAAUGUGAAACUUUUGGUAGUGUAAAGAUUUCUAAAAUGUUGUUUACAAUGAAUCGUGAUUUUUAAGUUGUUUUAAAAUGGUGGAGGAAAAAAUCCACGUUGGUUUUGACCACUCAGACUAGCCAUUAGCUCAUCAAUAGAAUCAGAAUUAAACACUAUUUCUCCAAGCUGAGGUUGUUCAAAGAGUUAUCUGAAACAGGUAAGACGUUAGCUGUUUAAAACAUUUUCACCUGUAAAGAUGUGAACUGUUGGUUUAAGACGGAUAGUUGUGUUUGGGUUCAAACUGGUUUUGAUCGUUUGUGUAAGUGAGUGUGUGUGAGUAAGCAUUGAAAUGAUGGGAAGCGUCCACUGCUCAUCAGUUAAGUCUGUAGUGUUAUUAUUAGUGCCUUAGUCCUUUACCCAUCCAGUGUUUGCUGCUUGACUGACAGCUUCAUGAUCAGUAGAAGAUGAGUUUGGAAACAUAGGUUCAUGAUCUGUGGGUUUUUUUUUCUACACUCACUAACUCACUGCUCCUCUUAAGUGCUGAGUCAGCUGCUCCUCCUAUCUCUCUCCUCUCUGCCUCAUGUGAAGCCUUUUCGGAGGAUGACAAAGUGACUGUCUGCCAGCCGUAAAAACGCGCUUCGGUUUCAAACCUGUGCGUGCAUCACCUACACGAGCACAUUUGUUUUGUACUGAAUCUUGUGAGCAUGUACCACAGCGCUUCUUCAACAGCACAGAAUGAAGUUUGUUUACUGCUUUAUUGUGUGUUCUGAUGUCUGACAUUUUUAUGGAUAAGCUCUUUGUUUUAGUGCUUUAAAGGUUCUCUUGAAAGCUAAAUGUGACAGGAAUAUUUGGAUAAUAUCCGUCACCGUUUCGACGCUGUGGAGUAAUAACAAGUGUUCUGUAUGUUCCCGCUUCAAAGAAAUGAAAUUAGGAAGUUGCUUCACUAAAGAUGAAUGAGAACUUAAAAUAAUGAAGAUAUUUAUCUGGGCUCAAUUAAAGUAUUUUUUGUAUUCACUAAAAAUAAAGCAUUUCGUUGUAAUGAAA